AGUCAACAUUGGCGCUUCCAUUGCUGUUUUCUUGUUUAGCUAUAGAGUUGUGUAUAGCCACACCUUCUCAAAAAGGUGGACAUCCGAGUCUAUGAAAUACAUGAGGAGAGUUAUGAGCUGCUAAACUGGCGACCUGACGUGGGUGUCUCAUUCGCAAAGGGACACAGCCCAUUCGCUGUUGUUGCUGCUUUUGGCUUUCCCUUUCUGCCCUCCACAUGCUGGUUAUAUGAAACGGUCUAUUUUGGAUUUUCCUUUUUAAUUGCUCGGAAGUGCCAUUGAGGAAGCGUUGAUGAUGCUUGACGUGGCGUACAUCGUGCGCUGCCAGCGUUGCGGUGUCGCACGCAAGUCCUACAACGAUCCCAGGCGCGGCAUCAGCGUCAUUGAGUGCAAGCGACCGUGCGGCAACUCCCAUUACGACUGGAGCCUUGUUCGCAUCAUUCCAGCCACGAUGACAUGGCCGCCUGAGCCCCCGGAGGAGAGCGAUGUUCUUCUCUAUGUCCCCCCGCUGCAUCCGCCACCGCCGCCACCGCCGCCGCUGCCGUCGGCAGAGCGCGACGCAAGUCCUUCUCCCACACAUCCCAGUGCUGAGCGAGACAAGAAGAGACUAGGGAAGGUAACGUUUAAGGGCAAAGGAAACGGGUCUGUGGUGCGUUCAUGCUCUGCCUCGGCAGGUGCGAAAGUCGCGGUGAGCGUCGUCUCUGCAAAGGCUGUGGAAGAAAACGAGGAAAUCACCAACGAUGCAGCCGGGGUGAAAGCCGCGUCGUCGCAUGCACGGACGAAGAAAGAGAGGGGAGUUUGCAUUGUACAGUAA
Messenger RNA from Leptomonas pyrrhocoris, 811 nucleotides. RefSeq lists its product as hypothetical. The transcript has a single exon. The record is from RefSeq and is a predicted model, not a curated record. NCBI's taxonomy places the organism in Eukaryota, Euglenozoa, Kinetoplastea, Trypanosomatida, Trypanosomatidae. The coding region runs from base 290 to 811 and encodes 173 amino acids.